AUGUCAGAUAUUCCAGCUAUCCCAGAGAGACCCAAGAUUCCUGCGAGGCCCAAAAGAAGGCCAGCAGCAACAAUUCAGGAAUGGGUGUCACCUGAUUCAUCGAAUGGGGCCAGGGGAGGUGAGGAUGUGACGGAAGGGUAUGAAGCCAAUCAUGUUGAGUGUGGAAUGGGUAAAAGGGGGAAUUUAGAUUUAGAUGGAUUUUCAAGGAAUUCAUCUGAUGCAACGGUGCUUCAUUUUGGAUUAAAGGGUUACAAGCAAGAAGGUAAGAAGGAUAUGUAUAUGCAACCGUCUUAUGCGGUAGAGGAAGAUAAGUUCCAGGAUGUUGGCAGGGCUACAAAUUGUGCUAAUGGUGUAGGAAAUGAAUCUCAAGAAGAUAUUACGAUUAGUAAUAUUUCUGCGUCCCCUGAGUCAGGAUUGAACAAGUCGGAUUGUGUGGAGACUUCUACUUUUGAAUUUCCAACACCUGUAGAUGAGGAGGUUGUCGAUGGGGAUAGUUCUUCUGAACAACCUCUUGUUCCUGCUAGACCAGUCAAGAUUUUGGAUCAGCAAAAUGAUGAUAAGAAGGGCGCUGGGGUGGUGAAUUUGGAGGGUAGAGCUGUAUUAGACGAUAAAGAGGAAGAAGCCUUGGAUAGCGACGGGUCGCUAGACUCUGGUUUUUCAGAUUCAAGUCAAGAAAAGUUGGCUGCACAGUUGCAAGAAGCUUUGGAAGUUAAGUCUCCCAAGGAUGAUGAAGUGGAAUUCAGUCCAACUAAGGAUGCAAACCUGGAAGAUUCUGAUUCUGUUAGAGCCAAAAACAUGGAUUCUGGACCUUGCUUAAAAAUUCAAAGUAAUAGUAGUACAUCACAACCAGAAAGUUCGAAUGAGGCAUCUCCUACUGUUGCCUCACUGGAUACAGGAUCUUCAACUGCAGAACAACUAAAGAAGCGUGUUCCAAUUGUUCCUAAAAAACCGUCUUCCAAAAUCGCUGCUUUCCAAGAAAUGUUACAGAGACAACAAGCUGAUCAUUAUUCAUCCAAACCGUUUGAUGACCAACGUGGUUCUACUAGUCCACACAAAUUUGGAGGUACUCGCGCCAACUUUAAGCAGAAUUUGAAUGGCCUUUUUGCAUUGCCUGGGAUGGCGCCUGUAGGAGCAUCUCCUACAUUAACAAAGUUGUCCUCUCCUAUGAAUUCGGAUCAUGUUCAGUAUGGUGGAGAGAGCAAAUUGAAAUCCGUUAGUCCAGAACGCAAGCUUGAAACCCCAGUCUCUGAAUUACGUCAAGUAAAGGCCAGAGGUCCUCGUGGUAGAAAACUACCUUCUUCGAUAUCUAACUUGGAAAAGGCACAUCCAACAACCACAAGCAACUCCAUAGCUGUUUUUGAUACUUGGUCUGCGACCUUCAAAUCAUCGUUGAAGGCCACCCAAAGCAAGGAAGACGACGCUUAUCAUGAACAGGAACAGAAGCUGCAGAAGCAGGAAGAUAACAACAAGAACACCGCGUCAUCUCAUGCUAACCAAUACCAAUCACGCCCACAACCGUUAGAAAAACCUACCGUCCACUCCGAGUCUGCUACUUCUUUAAAGCAGGAUAGUGAACCAGAAUUGAACACUGAUCUGUCUCUAGGUUCUGAUUUCGCAAAUUCUAUUUCUUCAGAUUCGUAG
Molecule: messenger RNA, 1641 nt
Organism: Eremothecium cymbalariae DBVPG#7215
Lineage: Eukaryota; Fungi; Ascomycota; Saccharomycetes; Saccharomycetales; Saccharomycetaceae
Gene: AIM21
Product: Aim21p
Exons: 1
Coding region: 1-1641 (546 amino acids)
Source: RefSeq, a predicted model, not a curated record